AUGAUCGCUGGGCACCUAAUGCAACAGACGCUCGUUGUAGCCGGCAUAGCACUGAGCAGUGUAUCCGAUGGAUUCAUUUUUGGACAAAUGUCUGGAAUGUUAGACGCACUUCACAAUGGAAGGAGUACAAUUACGCUAACGGACGACGAUCUCUCCUGGAUAGCUUCGACAAUUAACGUCACUUGCUUUUGCGGUUUCGUACUAGUGGGAGUGGUGACGGAGAUAUUCGGGAGGAAGAGAUGCGUAACCGUCGCGACCAUUCCCGGCUUAAUAUCCUGGAUAUUGACGUACCUGGCUCAAGACAAAACCACUUUACUCAUUUCCAGAUUUCUAGCGGGAAUAUCGUACGGCGGAAUCCUAUUUAUCAGUUACAUUAACAUAGGGGAAUACAUGUCGCCGAGCAUUCGCUUCUUGUCUUUCAACAUGCUCGUCUGCGUUGGCUCUUUGUUGGGGACCAUGUUCGGGCACACGUUGAGCGUAUUGAUGGACUGGAGGCACGUCGCCCUCGUCGGAUUGAUCCCAUCUUUUCUAUCGGCAAUCAUACCUUGCUUCUGGGUAGAGAGCCCGAUGUGGUUGGCCGGGAAAGGCCGAUUUGAGGAAUGCGAGAAAGCGUUCAGAGCUCUACGCACUCCGGGGGAACCGGCCGAAAAGGAAUUGAAGCUUCUGCUCGCCGUCGAGAAGGAAAAGAAGAAACAAUACGCGCAACAGACCGGAAAAACGCCGAUAUUGUUUAAAAUUAUUAAGAACGCUUUAAAACAACGGUAUUUCUGGAAAAUCUUUGUCUUAUCGCUGAUCAUUAAUAUAUACAGAGUGUUCGCCGGACGAAUAUUGUUCAGUACGUUAGCCAUAACGAUACUGCAGGACAUCACGGGUACGUCUGAGAUUCUGUUGUUCACGCUGGUGACCAAUGGCUUCGCAGUGUUGGGCGCCGCCCUGUCUUGCCUUCUCUUGCAACGGCUCAAGAUGAGGCAACUGUUAUUCUCCUCGGGGCUCAUAGCCAAUCUUUGCCUCAUCGCUUUCGGCCUCGUCCUCUUCUUGAAGCCCGACAAAGACGACACCUUCAAUUGGGUGAAAGUCUUACUUCUCGCGUCUUAUUUGGUGAUAGUGGGCGCCGGGCCGUAUCCGGUGUUAGAAUCGGCCCUAACGGAGAUAAACCCUUUGGAAUUGAAGACGACCUUGAUUUUCUCAAUGGGCAUCAUCACCGGAAUAAUUCAAUUCCUAGUAAUAAAAUUCACCCCGGCUAUGUUCAUCAUUAUCGGGUACUAUGGAGUUUUCUUCAUUAAUGCCAGUGUCAUAUUUUUAUGUCUCGCUUACAUGUGGUUCUAUGCACCGGAAACCAAAGGCAGAACCUUGCAAGAAAUCGAAUUGUUCUUUAAGAAUGAUAACUUAGAAACUAGUAAUAUCCUGCAGCAAGAGCAAAUGAAAGAAUUGUUAGGCAUUGCCAGGACACAGGCAGACGAUACUAUUGUAUAA
Leptosia nina is the source of this 1473-nucleotide messenger RNA. The record is from the annotation of a GenBank genome assembly. Lineage: Eukaryota; Metazoa; Arthropoda; Insecta; Lepidoptera; Pieridae.